Molecule: messenger RNA, 2642 nt
Organism: Dalotia coriaria
Lineage: Eukaryota; Metazoa; Arthropoda; Insecta; Coleoptera; Staphylinidae
Product: ribosome biogenesis protein BOP1 homolog
Biological process (GO): maturation of LSU-rRNA from tricistronic rRNA transcript (SSU-rRNA, 5.8S rRNA, LSU-rRNA); ribosome biogenesis
Cellular component (GO): PeBoW complex; preribosome, large subunit precursor
Molecular function (GO): ribonucleoprotein complex binding; protein binding
Source: RefSeq, a predicted model, not a curated record
AAUCUAACCUCAAAAACUCCACAUGUUUGUUACAAACUGUUCUUGUUUUCAACCGUCAUGGAAAUCAAACUUAAAAAUUAGUUAAAAGGCUUAAAUUACGUUGAUUUAAUUUAUAUAAGUAGUGUAAUUAAUACAUAAGAAGUUAUCUUCUAUUACUAGGUGUUGAUGUGUUACAAUCGAAGUUAAAAUGACAAAUAAAACUUUUGCAAAACGCAAGUUACCGGUGGAGGAAAUUAAAGAAGAGAAAGAAGUUUUAUCAGAGGAAGAAGAAGACGAUGACUUGCUAAACACAGUUAAUGGUGAAGAUGAAGACAGUUCCGACUCGGAUGUUGAAUAUUCUGAUAGUGAUGCUGAAGUAGAAGAAGAAUCAGAACAAGAUGUAGCUGAGGAAUCCAGUGAUGAGGGUGAAAGUGAAGAAGAUGAAGAACUUGAUGAAGAAGAAGAUGAAUCUGAUAAUAUUACUGAAGAAAGUGAAGUUGAAGAAGAAGAAGAAGAGACUGCACCAACAACUACAUCAAAUUCCCUAAAGAAAUUAUUAGCAAAAUCUUCAGAAUCAUCAAAAACUGAAGCAGAAAACAAAGAUGAAUAUGAAAAUGAUUCCUCAGAUGAAGAAGAUAUCAGAAACACAGUUGGCAACAUACCAAUGAACUGGUACGACGAAUACAAACACCUUGGCUAUGACUGGGAGGAAAAAAUUCUCAAACCAGAGAUGGGCGAUCAACUCGACGAAUUCUUGAAAAAAAUGGAAGACCCUGACUUCUGGCGGACUGUAAAAGAUCCACAAACAGGUCAGGAUGUUGUCCUGAGUGAAGAAGACUUGAAUUUAAUUAAAAGAAUCCAAGGACAGCGAAUCCCAGAUGAACAGUUCGACGAAUAUGCUCCGUGGAUUGAAUGGUUCACAUCCAAAGUCGAACAAAUGCCGUUACGUAAAUUCCCCGACCACAAACGCUCAUUCCUACCAUCCAGAACCGAAGCAAAAAAAGUCUCCAAACUAGUCCACGCAUUAAAAAUGGGCUGGAUCAAAACCCUCGCUGAAAAACAACAAGCACGCGCCAAGAAAUCCCCACAAUUCUACAUGUUAUGGAGUACAGACGACCAACAAGAGGAAGAAAUGCGUCGUAUUCACAAACACAUCGCCGCACCAAAACGCCACAUGCCCGGACAUGCCGAAUCAUACAAUCCACCACCCGAAUAUCUCUUCGAUGAGAAAGAACUCAAACAAUUUGAACGUCUGAAGAACGCGCCAUGGAAACGCAAGCUACAUUUCAUCCCACAGAAAUUCGACUCUUUACGUAAAGUCCCAAGUUAUCCUAGAUUCAUGAAAGAGAGAUUUUUGCGUUGUUUAGAUUUGUAUCUUGCACCACGCGCGAUAAAAAUGCGUUUGACGAUUGAACCUGAAGCAUUGGUACCGAAGUUACCAAGCCCUAGAGAUUUACAACCAUUUCCAACAGUACAAUCGAUUGUUUACGAAGGGCAUAAAGAUAUGGUUCGAUCUAUUAGUGUGGAUAAAAGCGGGCAAUAUCUUGUUUCUGGUUCGGAUGAUUGUACAAUCAAACUGUGGGAGGUGAAUACAGGUAGAUGUAUUAAAACAAUCGAAGUGGAAGCGACUGUUAGGUCAGUCGAAUGGUGUCCGAAUGCUGCUCUAUCCUUAAUUUUAGUCGCUGCUAAUAAUAUGGUGCUUUUAAUCAAUCCACAUGUAGGUGAUACUUUGGUUUGCGAGAAAACUGAUGAGUUAUUAAAGGAAGCACCGAAAUCCGAACAGAUUGUAUCAGAAAGAGUGAAAACAACUGUUCAAUGGGAGGACCCCAAUGAAACGGAGUAUAAAAAAGGUAUAAGGAUGAUUCUUAAACAUUUUAAACAAGUUGCACAGGUGACUUGGCAUGGUAAAGGUGAUUACUUCGCGACAGUUAUGCCUGAAGGUGCGAAUCGUUCAGUUAUUAUUUCGCAAUUAUCCAAGAGGCGAUCGCAGUUGCCUUUUACUAAGAGUAAAGGUCUUGUACAGUGUGUGUUGUUUCAUCCGACGAAACCUAUGUUGUUUGUUGCAACACAGCGACAUGUGAGGAUUUAUGAUUUGGUUAAGCAGCAGUUGUUGAAGAAGUUGAUGACGAACUCGAAGUGGAUUUCCAAGAUGGCGGUGCAUUCGGGUGGAGAUAACUUGUUGGUUGGGACGUAUGAUAGGAAGAUUCUGUGGUUUGAUUUGGAUUUGAGUACGAAACCGUAUCAGACACUGAGGCUGCAUGGUACUGCUGUGAGGGGCAUUGCUUUCCAUAAGAGGUAUCCGCUGUUUGCAUCCGGGAGUGAUGAUAGGAAUCUUAUCGUUUCUCAUGGGAUGGUUUACAAUGAUCUAUUGAAAAAUCCACUGGUUGUGCCUUUGAAACGCAUCCAAGAUCAUGAAGAAUUUAACGAUUUUGGCAUCUUCGACGUGAAAUUCCACCCCCUGCAGCCCUGGGUCUUCUCAUCCGGCGCAGAUUCAACUAUUCGACUUUAUUGCAACUAAUUUUAAGCAUAAAAUCUGUUACUAUUACAAAAAACAAUCAGAAAUACAACAUAAACGCCUACACACCUACACAAACUAUACAAUAUUGUUAUAAUUGUUUAAAGAGAGUUUCUGAAUAUUUUGUAAAUGUAAACAUUUCGUUUUA